Somion occarium is the source of this 2922-nucleotide messenger RNA. NCBI's taxonomy places the organism in Eukaryota, Fungi, Basidiomycota, Agaricomycetes, Polyporales, Cerrenaceae. The record is from the annotation of a GenBank genome assembly.
AUGAUGAUUUCAUUGCGAUCAAGAUUUCCCUCUCGAACCGCUCGCCGAGAGAAAACACUUAUAAAGGACAGCAAGAUCGGAGGGAGGGCCAAACUAACAAGACCAUUACAAGAGACCGGGCUCCCUCCCUCUCUCACUCACUCGUCAUCGCCUUGGACAUAUAAGAUUUUUAUAUGUCAGAUAGGUGGCGCUCCUCCCCGAUGCCGCCUUAUUCAUACAUAUCAUCCACCUCGGACACCGCUGCUCCCGCCUCCUCGAUGCGCGACGACGAUCCGUCCUCGUCGCACCCACCCUAUAAUAACACGAACGCGGUCCAGGAUCCCCCACUUACACCAGCACUUCCACCGCCGAUGAUGUCGAUGUCUACGUCCACGGCGACGCCGCCGUCAACGUCAACGCCGCUGUCGGACAUACCCCUGGAAAAGUUGCACCAACAACUAUUACCGAUCACAAUCCCCCACACAUCAUUAAAAGCGCAUUUCACAAAUUGGGGCCAAAGUUAUACAUGCUCGCCGUCAGUGGUGUUCGAACCGGAGACGGAAGAGCAGUGUGCGGUUAUAUUGGAAGUGGCACGACGGGAAGGAGAGACGGUGCGUGCGGCAGGGGUAGGGCAUAGUCCGAGCGAUUUGGCGUGUACGAAGGGGUAUAUGCUGCGGACGGAGAAGCUUUGUCGGGUGCUUGAGGUGAGUGAUUGCAGUGCUAGUUUGGGCCCAAGUGUGCUGCUUUGCUUGCUGCUGCUGCACAGGCGCGGGAUGGCUGGAUAUCCGAUGUUCCGUUGAACGUAUCGGGGAUCUCCACUCUCGAUCUGUUGCGUCUUUCUUGGUGAAUACGGAGAAGAGGUAUGUGGUUGCAGAGGGCGGGAUCACGCUGAACGCACUGCACGCUGCAUUGGCGGAACAUGGACUGGCGAUGAUCAAUGUGGGGUCGAUAUCGGACCAGACACUUGCGGGGGUGGUGACGACGGCGACGCAUGGGACGGGGCUUGGGUUCAAGGUGAUCUCGACGCAUGUGCAGGCACUGGUGCUGCUCUUGGCCGAUGGCUCUCGCCGACGUUGCAGCCGUAACGAGCAUGCAGAGCUGUUUAUGGCCUCGCUGUGCGGGCUGGGCAGCACGGGGCUGAUCCUGCAGAUUCAGAUGGAGGUCGGACCCGCGUUCCGGCUGAAGGAGAGGCAGACGUCGUUGGGAUUUACGGAGGUGGUGGAUCGACUGGAUGCGUAUGCGUCUGCGAGUGAACAUGUCCGAUUGUGGUGGUUCCCGCAGGCAGACACGAUCCGACUCUCGUGUGCCGAUAGGACGACAGAGCCCCGCAAGCCGGCGGCGUCGUUCCUUUGGCAUUCGGUGAUCGGGUACCACGUCGUGCAGUUUCUGUUGUUUGUGGGGAUCUACGUUCGGGCGAUCAACCCCUGGAUCGCCCGCUUGACUGUCUGGCUCGACCGCGCUCCCACGCUCACAGUAGACGAUUCCUGGCGCGUCUUCAAUCUCGAUUGCAAGUACCCUCAAUUCACAACGGAAUGGGCGCUCCCAUAUACGUCCACUGCGGCCUGUCUGCUCGAGCUUCGUACCUGGCUAGAUAACGAACACCGUUCUCCCACCGGUUUACGUCCUCAUUUCCCUCUCGAGAUCAGGUUCAGUGACCAAGAUGAUAUUUGGCUCAGUCCCAGCUCUGGCACCAGGACUACUUGGAUUGGCAUCAUUCAGUACAAACCUUACGGCUUCAACGUACCCUAUCGCAAAUUAUUCGCCCAAUUCGAAGCUAUCCUCGCUAAACAUGGUGGCAGACCCCAUUGGGCAAAAGCUCAUUCGUUGAAACCCGUCGAGUUGAGACGGUUGUAUCCCAGAUUCGACGACUUUAUCCGAGUCUUGGAAGACGUAGACCCCCGUGGGAUGUUCAGAAAUGAGUAUGUGCAAAGACAUUUGUUUGGGAUGGAUGGGCCUAGGUGGGGAGAGCGGGUGUUCAAGGUGAGGCAGUGAUUCAGAUUGGCAGGGGGGCAGGCAGGCGUCUCGCGGUUUCGCGGUUUCGCUAGUUCCUCUUAGUUGGUGGGCGGGUUUGGUUGUUAUGGGGCGCGAAGAGGGAAACAUGAAUGAAAACAAUCUGCUGCCACAAACCACCACAACCAAACACCAUGAGAGGAAAUAUUAAUUCAUAAUUCAUAAUCUCGUAAUUCAAAACCACCGUCGUCCCGAGAUUGAAUGCACGCGCAUUGCAUCCUCGAACAUACACUUCACCAUCACUACUCAGUACUCCAUCCGUCAUUCCCUGUACCUCCCCUCCCUCCCUUGGAUUCCAUCCCGCCUGUCCCAGUCGCUUUGGCCAUCGCGGUAAUAAUCACAAAUCACGUACUUGAACCUCCUCCUCGCUCUAUCCCAUCGACAUCCACUCACAGUCCAAUUCAAUCCAAUUUCAAGUCCUCUGCCAAUUCACGUUUUGUUGGGCGUUUUCAUCCACCCCUCACUUGCUUUUAUUAACUAUUCACGACCGGAUCCGUCCCCUGGUCAAGCCAGCAUAUAUAUUCAUAUACAGUGCAAUAAGUAUCCGUCGUUUACUUUCGACUUUCGAGUUUUCCUCACACGUGUUCAAGUUGAGUAUAUUCAUGAAGGUGCCCAGUUUUUCUCUUUUUCGUUUCGUUUUUCGUCGUUACUGUAUACUCCUGUUACUGGGAAGAGGAGAGGAUGGGUAGAUCAAAGAAGUGGUGGUGGAGGAAGACGAGAUGAAAGGAGAGUGUUGCUAUAAUCUAUACGCCAUGUAAUCCUUAUUUCACGUAUCUAUUUCAUCUCUUCUGUCAACUAUUCAAUAUCGCACUUGAUACUCGCCGAAACUUCCGUCCAACGAGUUUGAAGCCAGUCAUACGAGCAUAUAUUAACACCACCUACAUAGUAUAUAGUAACUGCAAUUCUAAUCUUACACCGUGAUUCUGUCUGUUC